AUGCAUUCAUUCUUCAAGUCGAGGAGCUUGAAGAACAAGCUCAGCCCGAAUCCGCCCCCCGCCGAUCGCAUCCCAGCCACCCACCCCGCCCCUGAUGAGCUCGGCCGUCCCUCUGCCCCUCCGCUGUUCACAAGCCAGUCCGCCUCCUCCUCCGACCAGCUCUCGCGCUCCGGCUCACAGACCUUCCCCCAACCCGACGCCGAGCUCCAGCUCAUCUACGGCUACAUCGGCCUGUUCACGGAAAUCGAACUCGACCUGCCCACGGCUGCCCGCGCCGCCAAUCUGGUCGCUCAGGAACUCAAAGCCAGGGCCCUCGAAACACCCCUGCUCUUCAGCACCCAUGCACUCGACAUCUCAACCGAAAGCACCCACUCCCUCAUCAGAGGCUUCGUGAACAACCAACGCGACUUCAACCAUGAUCUCACCAUGCACAGCCCUCACAACCUGGCGGCUCUUCUGAAAUGGAUCCUGUGUCGAUACGUGAACGGACGCGGCGGCCAUGGCUUCCUCCAAUGGGAACAAUAUGCCAGCUGGCGCGAGUCUGAGAAAGCCUUCGGCUAUCCUCCUAGAUUUCUCAGCACCCAUCUUGUAGCACACAUGUCGGCCCCUGCUGCCAGUCUGCUGACCUGUCUCCUUGAUCUUUUCGCCAGCGCAUCGGUCCGCGCGGAUUUGACCGGUAUGACGGUCCACAAAUGCGGAGCCCUGUUUGGUGCCUACAUUUUUGGACUCGAGGAUGACAAACCGUUCGAACAAACCUACAGCCAUUGGUUGCGCCAAGCACAUGCCACCGAGCACCUUAUCCUUGCACACAUGCGCGAUCUGAAGGCUCAAAGUCCCACAGGAAAGCUGCCUCUACGAAUGGAAAGCUCAAUACAGGGCUACCCAUCAAUCAUCCCCUCCUUGAUCAAGACCCAUCCCAGCGCUAGACUGGAGAGAGUGGCCCGAUUCCAGCGAUUGACCUCAUUCUACAACAAGAAUCUCAUAUACAGUGCUGGCACUUGGAACGUUGCCCGAAGCAGGACUUGGGACCGCCUCAAGCCUUACCCCGAAAUCGGCGCCGCUCAAUAUCUCAACCAUUCCAAAGCUGGCUUUUCCACAGAUCCAUCCAAACUUCUACUUUCUCCAUCCUACAAGCAUCUACUCAACAUCAAGGGCCAGCUGAAUCUCGACAACGAAGAAGACGAUUACGGCGCCAACUUUGAAGGCCCCCAGCGCUUCAAGACCCUCGUCGAGAAAGAAUGGUCAGGCUUCAUGAACCGGGGAUUCCAGGAACCAGACGCGAAGAAGCUGCAAUUCAACCUGGACGAGUCCUCAAACGCCAAAAUGAAGAUGAAACGCGAGACGAUGGAUUGGGACUCAUUCACUGGUGCUGGAUUUAUUGGCAGGGAGACUUAUCAACCUGCAGACCUCGAUUUCAAUACCAACAUCUCAAACACCCCUCCUCCUCGCAUCACCCCGCCUCUUCCCAAAAAAGGCAUUUCAAAGAAACUGAUCAAAAACAGCAGAAGUCCUUCCGUCUUCGCUUACGAUACUACCCCGAUCGAACUACCCUCGUUAUUCGUUGACGAGAACUUUUUCGAGGCAUGGGCCGACGUCUUAGUUAGUUCGGGCUGGUGCCAUGAUGAGCUCAAAGAAGUCAGCUGGGUCUUGAUUCACUGCAAAUGCAAGCCAGCCGACUACCAAGAGUUCGAGUUUCGGCCCACGCCGCUCAAUCCUGAUGGCCGCAACGACGACAUGUGGGCCUUGUUCGAGGAGGUUGUACCAGCAGAGUAUCAAGCAGCCCAAACCAGUGCUCAACUCAAGGUCGCCUGCCACAAAAACAACAGGCGCUCUUUCCUUCGUGCGAUCACUCGUAAGGAUAACAAACGGUCGGCCAAUGGAUCGAGCUCCGAGAAGGCGGCAACAAUCCAAGAAUCAUCUAUUAACUACUAUCCGCUUGCACCCCAGUCACAGGCACCCUCCAUGUCAGCUUCACUUUCGCAGUCCUCUUCAAACUAUCAAGUCGACUCGUCCUCCGAGUAUUCAUCCUCCCAAGCUGCAUCUACAGCCCCUCAGACUGGCCAUGCAGGUGUAGGCCUUUUUCGCUCGCUCUCGAAAAUGAUCCAAGGUGGCCACACCCCCGCUCCGGCUCGAGUCAUCCGACAUCCAGCUCAUCUUCACACGUUCAACACGAACGCGGACACAGUCGAUGAGCUCGAUCCGUCCCACUUCCAAAAGCCUACAGCCAAUCAACCCAAACCCUGGGUGAAUGUACCCGGCGAGCACAGUCCUGCUCGGUCGAUCAAUCGGCCAGUGUUGAGAUCAGUGGCCAGCUCCGACACGACUCGCGGCAUGGGCACCUCCCACCGUCUUCACGGAAGCAAGUCGCAGCCCUUCGAACGGCCGGCCAACCCGACGCCACCAGCCUCAGACCGACGGGCAAGCUCGUCGACAGUCUCGAGUCGAGACUUCGCGCCCAGCGCCGACCACGAAGGGCUGGUCCAUGACGGCAGCCAUUCCUCAGCCGUCUCGCGCUCGAUCGCUAGCAGCUCCGACUUCACCGUCGAGCUGGUCGAGCGGAUCCCCGAGGGAGCGGCCUCCCAUCUGCUGCGCCCGCCUUCGCUGAUCCCUAUCAAGAGCAUCAAUAACCCGGCCCUGUCGGCCCGCAAACCGCCCCCUAUCAUCCUCCCUAGUGACCCCAUGUACUCCGAAUCGCCAGCGUACCAUCCGUCUAACGGUCUGCUCACGCCCCGGGACGGAGCAUUCCAACCCAGUCAGACCCAUGCCCCGAUGUCUCUGUCACCCACCUCAGCUUACUCGCCCGCUCAUCCUGUAACGUCAUCCCCUGCCCUUGGCAAACUAAGUUACAACCACAUCAGCCCGCAGCAGAAGAAUCAGCACAGUGACCGGGUUCCAGAACAGGCACGCCUUGAGCAACAGAAGCUACUCCAACAGCAGCGGCAGCGACUAGAGCAGCUCCGGGAUCAGCCACAGGGUAUAAAACCGCAGCAGCAGCCGACAGGAGCCGAGAAAGAGCAGCAGCCUCUCAUCCAGGAGUCGCGCCCGACGCCGCCACCAGAGCCUUACCACCCGCAAGAACAGCUGCAUCUGGCGGAUCAGCCCGAGGAGAAAGCGCGCCAGCAGCCGCCACAGAAGCAGAAAGAAGGCCCCCCAAAACCGCCCGAGUCGCGCUUCGCACCCGCCUUCUUCAAGUCGGCCCUGCGCAAGGUCGAGCUGCACUCCUCGGUCUCCUCCGUCGGCUCCUUCGAGUCCCCCGGAAACAGGGACGAGGACUGGCAGCUCUCCCUCCGCAAGUCCGUCUCCCCGCUCAGCCCGAUCGUCAAUAACCAUCACUUCUCUACCGGGCCUAUCUUGCCCCCUCAGUUCGACAUCAAGGCCAAGAAAGUCUCGAAUAUUGUCGAUCUGUUCGAGAAAGCCCAGCCUGAUUCGCCCCCUAGGGAUGCCGACUCCUACUCGAUAUCCUCCUACUCCACCGGCGACCAUCGCGCUACCGCCUCGCCCAUCCGCAUCCCCGUCCGCUCCCUCAAGCUCUCCCGGGUCGGCGAACAGGAGGAGAAAUAG
Molecule: messenger RNA, 3561 nt
Organism: Puccinia triticina
Lineage: Eukaryota; Fungi; Basidiomycota; Pucciniomycetes; Pucciniales; Pucciniaceae
Exons: 7
Coding region: 1-3561 (1186 amino acids)
Source: RefSeq, a predicted model, not a curated record